Messenger RNA from Aspergillus alliaceus, 1958 nucleotides. RefSeq names its product putative C2H2 finger domain protein. Gene Ontology annotation, molecular function: RNA polymerase II cis-regulatory region sequence-specific DNA binding; DNA-binding transcription activator activity, RNA polymerase II-specific. The coding region runs from base 410 to 1654 and encodes 414 amino acids. NCBI's taxonomy places the organism in Eukaryota, Fungi, Ascomycota, Eurotiomycetes, Eurotiales, Aspergillaceae. Gene Ontology annotation, cellular component: nucleus. The transcript has 2 exons. Gene Ontology annotation, biological process: regulation of transcription by RNA polymerase II. The record is from RefSeq and is a predicted model, not a curated record.
CACCGCCGGACCGUCAGGAUAUGCCUCCCGUAUAAGAAUUAGGUGGAAAAAACCUCAAGAAGCGCAUCACCUCGAAUUCGACUGGAUAGCGACCGCGAGAAUCGGGCACGUUUGACAGGAAUCAAACAAGAGUCGAUCCUCCCUCUGAAUCGCAUUCUUCCUCGUGGGUGAAUCCAUUCAGAUCGCUAGUCCGCGAUCAUCGCCCCUCCUGGAUCCUCCAGACGUCUCUGGGGGCCUGCCUGGCAAUCGAUACUGGGCGAUCGGAGGCGAUACGGGAUACCCUACCGGCAAUCUUACCCCGACCUUGGCCAGUCCUCCGUCCGUGGACUCGGCCGACCUGUAUCACUCGCUAGGGUUCUCACGAGUCACUACCGCCAACCUGGCUACUCUCGCGGUUCCGCCACCGGGCAUGGGGACGGCGCUAGAUGCGCUGACUGCCCCUCAGCCGUUGAACUCGCGCCGACCCGCAGCGCCGUCGCUGCCCAGCUUCGAAUUGCCGCCGCCUAACUUCCAGAUCGGAGGAGCCGCGGUGAAGUAUCACGCCCAUCCCGCGCAUCCCCAACCGCCGCACAAUCCCAGUCUCAAUAGCCUUUUGACGCCGCCCGCCUCGACACAGUCCGGCGACACCCCGACGACGACCACCGCCGCUGUGGCAACCGCCGCCGUUUCCGCAUCCCCUGAUCCGACCUCGACCUAUGCGCCCGCCUACUGGCAGGGUCACAGUUCAUACGGGGGUGCGUCCGCCGCACCGCGUCAAUCCUGGAGCGCGGGCGUGAACUCCUACCCUCCGCGAGACACAUUCUCUCCACCUGUAAACCAUCUCCAUCGAAAUCCGACAACCUCGCCCCCGGGGACGGAAGCGAUCCCCAGCCAACCGUACGACAUGAAUCAAUUGCCCCCCUUCCAGCAGCCGCUCGCGUCGAGUAUGCCGGGCUCGAACUCGCAGCAUCACACUAUGGCGCAUGCGAUGCUCACCGCGCAGGGUGGGCUUCCAAACCCGCCUCCGGCACCGCCAUCUCUCCCGUCGAACGACCCAUAUAUGACCAAAUCUUCCUCCGCGCCCUCGUACACCAGCAUCCAGCAAAUGUCUAAUGCCCCGGGUGGAUAUGCCCCCUACGGGCAACCGGGCAUCGGGAUUCACCCCCCGGGACGGGUGGCGUCCAAUCCUCCCCCGCAUCAUCUCAGUUACCAGCGACAGCCGUGGCCCUCGUACUCGUUGCCCGCGAUGAAUGGACCGGUAAUGACGAACGUACACAAUCCGAACGGACAGAUGUCGCUCCUGGGUAGCCUCCAACCGAACCUACUGGGAUUCAACAGCGGCCAUAUGGCCAGCAUGCAACAGAUGUACCCCGGGCACCCACCCCAUGCCGGGCACCCACCCGGUCCGGCAAACGACCGUCCCUUCAAGUGUGAUCAGUGCCCACAGAGUUUCAACCGAAAUCACGACCUCAAGCGACAUAAACGGAUCCAUCUCUCGGUGAAACCGUUCCCGUGCAACCAUUGCGAUAAGAGCUUUUCUCGCAAGGAUGCAUUGAAGCGACAUAUUCUUGUUAAAGGCUGCGGCAAAGACGUGUCUGACUCGACUCCCCCGAAACAGGAGAAUGACGGGGUGAAACAGGAAGACAAAGACCUGGACCAUUCGGUGUCGAUGUGAUAAAAAACCUUUUGUUUCUCCUCCCCCCCCCUCCUUGGGACCGCGAAUUUUGAACCUCAUGAUCUCCAUUCCCGACUUGACAUAUUCUAUCUUGACUUCUCCUUCGGAUUGACAACCCACACCAUCUCCCACGUCUUUGAAUUUUGUGAUUUAUUAUUCUUGUAUGCUCCACGAUGCGAUUGUAUUUGGCUUGUAUGUACCUUGGCGAGCCGGUCGGAUGGGAUGAUUGAUUAUAUUGACUGCUCUGUGAUCUUUUCCUCCUGAUUUUAUUUUAUUACCCUUUUUUUUUUCACUUUUUAUCUUC